Neltuma alba is the source of this 1310-nucleotide messenger RNA. Its product is annotated as protein phosphatase 1 regulatory inhibitor subunit PPP1R7 homolog. Gene Ontology annotation, molecular function: protein binding. The transcript has 7 exons. The coding region runs from base 63 to 1079 and encodes 338 amino acids. The record is from RefSeq and is a predicted model, not a curated record. Lineage: Eukaryota; Viridiplantae; Streptophyta; Magnoliopsida; Fabales; Fabaceae. Gene Ontology annotation, cellular component: cytoplasm.
UCCCCAUCAUAAUCGAGCGGGGUAUUGCAUCCUUCUGCAACCAUCGAUCUUCAGCUUCAAAGAUGAACGAUGGAGCCCAAUCUCCUGCGGCUUGUGAUCCCAACGUUGAGGAUCCGGCUGAGGUUGAGGACGAUCCUUCUUCCACCCUCCUUGAUCUCACCAGCUGUCAACUUCACGACCUCGACUCCGUCGACUUGCCUCCCUACCUCACCGAAUUGGACCUGACCACCAAUCGCUUAUCCGCCUUGGACCCUCGCAUAGCCCACCUCUCUAACCUCAAGAAGCUUUCUCUUCGUCAGAACCUUCUCACUGAUGCUGCCGUUGAGCCCCUUUCUACCUGGCACGACAUUGCCGGUCUUGAGGAGCUGGUGCUACGUGAUAAUCAAUUAAAAAAAAUUCCUGAUGCCAGCAUAUUUGAGAAACUAUUGGUUUUUGAUGUUUCUUUUAAUGAAAUUACUUCACUGACUGGAUUGUGCCGGGUCACCAACAUAUUGAAAGAGCUCUAUGUAUCUAAGAAUGAGGUGAUGAAGAUGGAGGAGAUCGAUCACUUUCUUGAAUUGCAGAUUCUUGAGCUUGGCUCUAACAAAUUACGGGUAAUGGAGAAUUUGCAGAACUUGACAAGUCUUCAGGAGCUUUGGCUUGGACGUAAUCGAAUUAAAGCUGUAAACUUGUGCGGGCUCACAUGCAUCAAGAAAAUCAGCUUGCAAAGCAAUCGCCUGACCUCAAUGACAGGAUUUGAGAGUUGUGUAGCUCUAGAAGAACUAUACUUGAGCCACAAUGGCAUCUCAAAAAUGGAAGGCCUGUCAUCUUUAGUCAACCUUCGUGUUUUAGAUAUAUCAUCAAAUAAGCUAACAUCAGUGGAUGAUGUACAGAACCUAACACAACUAGAAGAUCUAUGGCUUAAUGACAAUCAGAUAGAAUCACUUGAGGGAAUUGCUGAAGCUGUUGCUGGUUCAAGAGAGAAGCUUACCACUGUCUACCUGGAAAACAAUCCAUGUGCUAAGUCUCCCGAGUAUCUUGGCGUUUUAAGGCAAACCUUCCCCAACAUCCAGCAGAUUGAUUCCAAUGUAUUUUGUUAGAAGGGUCAUAGCUUAAGCUUUUAUGAAAAUUAAUAGCUUUUGAAGCUUUGGCUUGUCAUAUCCUUGGGUGAGGUUUGAGUUGAAAGAUUUUUUAUUUGAAACUGUCUACCUGAUGAGAAGAAGGGGCUGUAAAAUCCUUAGGCAUUCAUGUGGCCUGACCAUCAGUUCCUGCUGUGACAACUACGUUUUUAGCUGUUAUAUUUAUUGCCUUGCAUAUCACAUUCCAUUUUA